Etheostoma cragini (Arkansas darter) is the source of this 3417-nucleotide messenger RNA. It is a transcript of the gene wwc3, whose product is annotated as WWC family member 3. The record is from RefSeq and is a predicted model, not a curated record. Bases 160 to 3042 code for a protein of 960 amino acids. Gene Ontology annotation, biological process: regulation of hippo signaling; negative regulation of organ growth; regulation of DNA-templated transcription. Gene Ontology annotation, molecular function: molecular adaptor activity; kinase binding. Gene Ontology annotation, cellular component: cytoplasm. NCBI's taxonomy places the organism in Eukaryota, Metazoa, Chordata, Actinopteri, Perciformes, Percidae. The transcript has 20 exons.
UCCUUGUCUUUCUAUGUGUUCACAGCGCUCUCCGGCUCGUCCUCAAACUCGAAAUACGACCCUGACCAAAUAAAAGUGGAAAUAGCUUGUAGGCGAGAACGGCUCUCCAGACUGAAGCAGGAGCUGGCCCAGGUGAAGCAGGAGCUGCAGUAUAAGGAAAUGGGAGUGGAGACCCUGCAGGAGAUUGACAGGAAGAUGUCCUGCAGUCAGACCAACUACAAGCUGGACGAGGCUCAAGCCAUCUUCACCGAGCUGCGGAGCAUCAAGAAGUCUAUCAGCACAGGCGAGAAGGAGAGGCAGGACCUCAUCCAGUGCCUGGCGAAGCUGACGGUCGACUUCCAAAGCAGCUCGUCUCUCCCCGACUCAGCCAGCGAGGCGGCGAGCAGCACCGGGGGGGACCCGUGCAGCCUGCAGCAGUACUGUGACACCGGCUGUCAGACGGACAUCAUGGGAGAGUAUGGUUCCCAAGAUUCCAUGCAUUUAGUGGACAAAGUGAAACUCAACUGGCAAUACGAGGAAGCCAAGAAAAAGGUGCAGAGUAUACAGCACCAGCUAGCACAGCUGGACAGUGAGAGCUGGUCGGGACGGGCGGAGGCCGACCGGGACCGGGACUUCAUGCAGCUCCUGCGUGAGAAGGAGGCCCUCCUGCAGGAGCUCAUCCUGGUCAGCAAGCAGCAGCACUCGCCAGAGACGCUGCUGCAACUAGAGGAGGAGCGCUGCCGGCUGGACGAGGAGGUGCAGAGGGCCCACAGCUCCCAGAGCCAGGGAGCCAAUCAGAGGAUCCUGCAGCAGGAGAAGAGGAACACUCUGCUGAGACAGCUGGAGGAGGCGACGCGCAUCACCACCUACCUUCACUCCCAGCUGAAGAGCCUGUCGGCAAGCUCUCUGACCGUGUCGUCCAGCAGCAGCCGCGGCUCUCUGGCCUCCAGUCGGGGCUCGCUGGCGUCCAGCCGUGGCUCCCUCAGCUCCAUCAGCUUCAGCGACAUCUACGGCCUCCCCCAGUACGAGCGUCACGAGGUGGCCGGGGAGCCACUAGACCCCCACCUCCGCUACCUGCUGCAACCAGAGACCGUGUCCAGAGACUGCUCCGUGUUCACUUCCGACCCCCUGUCCCAGAGCAAAGGCAAACGCUCCCACGACACGCCGCAGUCCCUGGCCUCGCUCUCCUCCCGCUCCUCGCUCUCCUCCCUGUCACCACCCAGCUCUCCUAUGGACACACCCUACCACUCGGCCCCCCAGGACUGCCCUCUCAUCCAGAUGACGGAGGAAUACAUGGAGCAGGCAGGCCGUGGCCUGUUAGAGGGGCUACGGGCCCAGUCCCAACCCCUGUCACACACCGCCGUGCUGAGCAGCGAGGACACGCUCAACGCCGCCGGCGUCCACCAACUGGACAACAAGAGCCACCGAGACAGCGGGACUCAGGGGGCUUUCUCCUCCACAGGGGUGACGCUGAGAGGAAACAGCGCCAACAGAAGUGGCCGGAGGGCCAGGAGAGUGUCUGCAGGUGUGUCGGAGGACGCUCUGGCCACGGACAGCGGUGUGUUCGAAGCCUGGGCCAGAAGGCCAGAGGAGUCCGAUGAGAUGUCCUACAUGAAAGAUCUGAGCGAGCCCACCCAGAUCCAACUGGGACUGCUGUGGGAGUCCAGUUCUCAGUCUCUCCGGCUCCAUCUGUUACAGCUCAAGAAUUUGAACAGGUCCAUUGUGAGAGACAGUUAUAAAGUGUAUGUGAAGGUGCACUUGAUCCCGCUGGACACCGGCAGGGCCUGUGCGUUUUACUGUUGUACGGCGUUGGAGCCGCAGUCCCAGAUGAGUUUCAACGAAGGCUUCCGCAUUCCUGUCCCUGCAAACGCCCUGGCGGUGUGUUCGCUGCAGCUGUCCGUCUGCUCGCUGGGUCCUCAGGCUCAGGAGGAACUACUGGGCACAGCCCAAGUCAGCCUGGCUGAUUGCGAGGGAAGUGCAGAGAUGGCCUACCACUGGCUGCGAGUGCAGAUGCUGAGCGGGGCGGAGCCGCCCAGGCCGGAACAGAAGAGCGCCAGCCACCGCAGACUCCCCAACAGCCAGGAAGACGAGCAAAGGCUCAGAGCCACGGAUCCUGUGUGCUCUCUGCUGUCACGCAACAACACUACCACCACCCAUCUGGAGGAACGGGAGGCCGCGCUAGAGCUGCAAAGGCUGGAGAAGAAGGACGAGCGGGGGGAGGGGGCAUCUGAGAGGAGUUGGCAGGCCGAGUCUGUGGACAGCGGCUGCAGCAACAGCACAGCGUUCACGGCUCCCUUCUCAGAGGGCCUGUGUGCAGAGGGGGUCUGCAUCCCCACCGGAGGGCGCUGUGAGCAGACAGUCAGCAAGCUGUGUACAGUAAAGGUGGAGAAAGCCACCAUGACGGAAGGCCUGUUACCAGAGCCGGUGCGAGUCUGGCCCAAAGAGAGGGGGGGUCGCUGGGGUCACGCCUCGCCAUUCAUGCGCGGAAGCACCAUCGUUCGCUCUCAGACCUUCUCUCCUGGCGCUCGUAGUCAGUACGUCUGCAGGUUAUAUCGCAGCGACAGUGACAGCUCAACUCUACCAAAGAAAUCGCCCUUUGUAAGGAACACGUUGGAGAGAAGAACGCUGCGAUACAAGCAGUCAUACCGCUCCUCCCUGGCCGAGCAGCCGACGCGUACCUCCCUGGACCUGGAGCUGGAUCUCCAGGCCUGCAGGACGCGUCAGAGGCAGCUGACGGAGGAGCUGACCGCCCUGAGGGAGCUGAAGCUGAGGCUGGAGGACCCGCAGGCCAAGGACACCACCGAAGUCCCCCACUGGGCCCUGAGGGACGAGCGCUUUCGCUGCCUGCUCAGAGAGGCCCAGAGACAGGCCAGCCAAAGCAAGCAGGAGCAGCGCCAGGAGGAGGCGGCAGAAAGGAGGCUGAGGAAGGCUUCCAAAGAGGUUCUGCAGAUGAGGGGGCAGAGCCAGAAGGAGCCCCUACCCGUGCAGACAUUCAGAGAGAAGAUGGCUUUUUUCACAAGACCAAGGUUCAACAUACCUCCUUUGCCAGCUGACGACGUAUGAGAGCUUGCCUCUGUAUUAUGUGACUUAACAUGAAGUAUUUGUCGGAUUUUAUGAGCUCAUGAAGUACAAAGUUCUACCAAGGGCAACACGCAGAUGAUGUUGAAGAUUAUAAGGUUUCACGUUUAUUCAGAAGUGUUUGUGCGUCGAUUCUUACAAACAAGGACCCGCUAGAAACAGACGACAGCGAUGUUCAUUUCCUUUUUGGGGAAGACGCCUCUGAAAAGGAAACCGUCUCUUUACUCCUGUAUGAGUUACUUCUGUUUGUGCUUACGAAAGGCUGGAAGAUGGGAUCAAAAGUCGGUUUGGACAAAUUCACUGUACUGUAACUUAUUUUAUAGUACUUUUCCUUGAAGGAAAUAAAAAAAUGCUUCCUGC